This is a messenger RNA of Vicugna pacos (alpaca), 3121 nucleotides long. The record is from RefSeq and is a predicted model, not a curated record. Lineage: Eukaryota; Metazoa; Chordata; Mammalia; Artiodactyla; Camelidae.
AGCACGGCCCGACCGGGCAAGGGCGAGGGAAGGCGAGCAGCGGACGCCCCAAAGCCGGGGCGGGCUGGCGCGGGGUCCCCCGCGCCCCACGACCUUUCUCCGAGUUCCCCCGCGGACACCGCUGGCCCCGUGCCCCAACCCCCCCAACCCCAGCCUAGCGGCGUAGCGCUGCGCGGCCGCUCCCGCUCCGUCCUUGGAGGGUGUGGAAGGGUGGGUUUGGGGCCGGGGGCGGGUCUGGGGGCGGACCCGGAGGCGGGGCUGUCUCUGCGGCAGGGCCCUGCUCGGCUCCCCCCGGUCUCUCUCUGUCUCUCCUCCUCCCUCCUCCUGCUCCGGGCGGAGCCCGGCAUGGGGGGGCCGGCGCCCGGCAGGCCAGUGGAUCCGGGACCCAGGGAGGGCCGCCCCCCGGGCCUGGUGGUGCUGAGCAGGGCCCCUCAGCCCCCACCUCCUGCCCCACGACAUGAACCUCCUCUACCGAAAAACCAAGCUGGAGUGGCGGCAGCACAAGGAAGAGGAGGCCAAAAGGAGCUCCAGUAAGGAGGUGGCUCCCUCAGGCCCAGCAGGGCCCGGGGCUGGCCCAGGGCCCGGGGUCCGUGUGCGGGACAUCGCCUCGCUGCGCCGCUCUCUCAGGAUGGGCUUCAUGACGAUGCCCGCCUCCCAGGAGCAUACCCCCCACCCCUGCCGCAGCGCCAUGGCCCCACGCUCCCUCUCCUGCCACUCAGUGGGCAGCAUGGACAGUGUGGGGGGUGGGCCUGGAGGGGGCGGGGGAGGCCUCACAGAGGACAGCGGCCCCCGAAGACCCCCGGCCAAGCCCCGGAGACACCCCAGCACCAAGCUGAGCAUGGCGGGGUCGGGGGCAGAGACGCCCCCCAGCAAGAAAGCAGGCUCACAGAAGCCAACCCCAGAGGGCCGAGAGUCCAGCCGGAAGGUUCCUCCACAGAAGCCCAGGCGAAGCCCCAACACCCAGCUUUCUGUCUCCUUCGAUGAGUCCUGUCCCCCAACACCCUCUCCUCGAGGGGGGAACCUGCCCCUUCAGCGCCUCAGUAGGGGGUCCUGCGUAGCUGGGGACCCUGAGGUGACGGCCCAGGAAGAAGAGCCUGUGUACAUUGAGAUGGUGGGGGAUGUCUUCAGGGGAGGAGGGCGAAGUGGAGGGGGCCUGACCGGGCCCCCUCUUGGGGGUGGGGGCCCAACCCCUCCAGCUGGCGCCGACUCGGACUCAGAAGAGAGUGAGGCCAUAUAUGAGGAGAUGAAGUACCCGCUGCCUGAGGAGGCAGGGGAAGGCCGGGCCAAUGGGGCCCCUCCAUUGACGACAACCUCCAUGCCACACCAGCCUCACGCCCUUCAGCCCCACACCCACCGCCGGCCAGCUUCAGCCCUUCCAAGCCGGAGGGAUGGGACGCCCACCAAGACCACUCCUUGUGAAAUCCCCCCGCCCUUCCCCAACCUCCUCCAGCACCGUCCUCCACUCCUGGCCUUCCCCCAAGCCAAGUCUGCUUCCCGAACCCCUGGCGAUGGGGUCUCGAGGCUACCGGUCCUCUGCCACUCCAAGGAGCCAGCUGGCUCCACCCCAGCUCCCCAAGUGCCUGCCCGGGAGCGGGAGACGCCUCCCCCACCGCCACCGCCUCCCGCUGCCAACCUGCUGCUGCUGGGACGGGAGCUCCCCAAUUCCCACAGCAUGAUCUGCCCCAAGGCAGCAGGGGCGCCGGCAGCCCCUCCUGCCCCGGCUGCCUUGCUUCCCGGCCCCCCCAAGGACAAGGCUGUGUCUUACACCAUGGUGUACUCAGCAGUCAAAGUGACCACGCACUCCGUCCUGCCAGCUGGUCCACCCCUGGGGGAGCCAAAGACGGAGAAAGAGAUCUCAGUCCUCCAUGGGAUGCUGUGCACCAGCUCCAGGCCGCCGGUGCCCGGGAAAUCCAGCCCCCACAGCGGGGCCAUGGGUGCAGCAGCUGGGGUUCUCCACCAUCGCGCCUGCCUGGCCUCCCCUCACAGCCUUCCGGACCCAACUGCAGGCCCCCUGACCCCCCUCUGGACCUACCCAGCUGCAGCAGCUGGGCUCAAGAGACCCCCUGCCUACGAGAGCCUUAAGGCUGGGGGGGUGCUGAAUAAGGGCUGUGGAAUGGGGGCUCCAUCCCCCAUGGUCAAGAUCCAGCUUCAAGAGCAAGGGACCGAUGGGGGGGCCUUUGCCAGCAUCUCCUGUGCCCACGUCAUCACCAGUGCAGGAACACCGGAGGAGGAAGAAGAGGAGAUGGGUGCCACAACAUUUGGGGCAGGCUGGGCUCUGCAGAGGAAGGUCCUGUAUGGAGGGAGGAAGGCAAAAGAGCUGGACAAGGUUGAGGACGGUGCCCGGGCCUGGAAUGGCAGUGCCGAGGGUCCCAGCAAGGUGGAUCGUGAGGACAGAAGCCCUAUGGCAUCAGGGAUCCCAGUGAGGAGCCAGGGGGCAGAGGGCCUGCUGGCCAGGAUCCACCACGGAGCGGACCGAGGAGGGAGCCGCACGGCGCUGCCCAUACCCUGCCAGACCUUCCCUGCCUGCCACCGCAACGGAGACUUCACGGGAGGCUACCGCCUGGGGCGCUCCGCCUCCACCUCCGGAGUCCGGCAGGCCGCGCUCCACACCCCCCGGCCCUGCAGCCAGCCCAGGGAUGCCCCGAGCCAGGUGAGGAAGGAGACGGGGUUGGGCUUUUUAAUCUGUGAAGGAGCUGCAGGAAAAAGAAGGCCCGGGUGUGGAAAGAAAGGCAAGAGGUCAGGCUGGGGCCUGGCACAAACUAAUAGGGACCGCUGGAGAGUGAGGGGGUAGGGGAGAGCCUGGGAAGAGGCUGCUUAAGACGCGCAGCCAGACAGGCCCGCCACCGGCUCUACGUGCGCCUGUGUGCGCUUAGAAAAAAGACACCCUCUUUGGAUGGAAAAAUGCAUCCCACUAGGAAGACAAUUUUCAAGACACCCUUUGCUCAGGGUGAGACAGGCCCCCCCCUAGUACCACGGUGCAGGGAGAGAGGACAGAGGCCUGGGGGCAAGAGACGACUUGUUUCUGGGCGACGCAUUGGUCUCGGCGGUGGGGACAGGGCCGGGUGACUCUGAGGUCCUUGACCCCCCCUUAUUCCUUCCUCCGCCCCGCCCCCCGCCGCGU